AUGGCGCUGUACAGCGCGGCCGCCGCUGUCCUGGAGGGGCUGGAGCGCGGCGGUGGCGGCAUCAAGAGCUUGGUGUACAACAGCCGCUUCCCGCAUGUCCGGCAGCUGUACGCCCUGGUGUCCGAGACCCUCCGCUACUCACCCGUGCUGGAGAAGCUGCUCGCUGGCGCCGCGCUGCUGCAGGCCGAGAAGAAGCUGUCCCCGCAGCUGGCGAAGGUGCUGGUGUACGACCUGCUCUUCGGCAAGGGCCUCAAGUGCGGGGGCCGUUGGAAGGCGCUGGCCCGGCGGCACCGGGCCCGGCUAGAGGCUGAGCUGGCCCGCAUGAAGGUGCAGCAGAAGGUGAGCCGCAACGAGGACCUCCUGGCGCCGGCGCAGGCAGCGAGCCCCGGAGCUUCCCAGGUACCGCGCUACGUCCGAGUCAACACCCUGAAGACUUGUGUGGAUGAUGUGGUUGACUUCUUUAAGCGCCAGGGCUACUCCUACCUAGGCAAAGCAGGCAGUGUGGAGGAGCUGAGAGCCCUCUCUGGGAAGAAAUUCGUGUCAGAUCUUCAUCUGCCAGAGCUGCUGGUGUUUCCUGCACAGACGGACUUCCAUGACAACUUUCUGUACACUUCAGGACACAUAAUUCUUCAGGACAAGGCCAGCUGCCUCCCUGCCUUCCUCCUUGACCCUGCUGCUGGCUCUCAUGUCAUCGAUGCCUGUGCUGCUCCUGGGAACAAGACCAGCCACCUGGCUGCCAUCAUGAAGAACAAGGGCCAGAUCUUUGCCUUUGAUGUGGACACCAAGCGCCUGGCCACCAUGAACACCAUGCUGAUGCGGGCUGGGGUCACUGGCUUCCAGCUGGCCCAGCAGGACUUCCUGACUGUGGAUCCUGGAGACCCCAAAUACAGCAAGGUGACCUAUAUCCUCCUCGAUCCAUCCUGCAGCGGCUCAGGUAAGGUUUCAGGCUCUGGUACCCCACCUGGAGAGGCUGCCCCAAGCGCUGAGCGGCUGCAGGCCCUGGCUGGCUUCCAGCGCAAGGCCCUGAGCCAUGCCCUGAGCUUCCCUGCUCUCCAGCGCCUGGUCUACUCCACCUGCUCCCUGCACCGCCAGGAGAACGAGGACGUGGUGCAGGCUGUGCUGCAGGAGCAGGGUUCAGCCUUCAGGCUGGUGGAUCCCUUCCCUUCCUGGCCCUGCCGAGGACUUGCUGUCUUCCCUGGGGCUGAGAGCUGUCUCCGUGCCUCUCCUGCAGACACGCUCACCCAGGGCUUCUUUGUGGCUGUCCUGGAGCGGUGUGAGGAGGGAGCUGCAGACCACAGGUCGCUGCCUGCAGCAGCUGAGGAGAACCUACAGCAAGCAGAGGGAAGGGAGCCAGGAGCAGGUCCCAAGAAGCGGAGGAGGAAAAAGCAGCGAGUGAAGGAGUGAAAGAACAGUUUUAGGACUGCGUAAUUCUGAGCUGGGGCUGCCAAGGAAGACUCCUCUGCUGUUACUGCUGCCUUAAGAGCAGCAGGGUCUUUGAACACAAGCUCAGCUCUGUGCCAGCUGCAGCCAUGGUGGAAUCUCGUAACCCUGCUCUCCUGGAACUGACUGCCAACCCCCAGCAGGUUUGUCCCAGGCUCAGGUCUGGCUUUGGGGGCAGUCUUGGGAAGCCUGCAGAUAGCACCAGUGUACUACCCUAUAGGCCUGGAGUGUUCCAGCUGCAUCAAGGCUGUUACUUUACCAUAUUCCCCACAAAAAAUCC
Molecule: messenger RNA, 1720 nt
Organism: Indicator indicator
Lineage: Eukaryota; Metazoa; Chordata; Aves; Piciformes; Indicatoridae
Gene: NSUN5
Product: NOP2/Sun RNA methyltransferase 5
Exons: 10
Coding region: 1-1404 (467 amino acids)
Biological process (GO): rRNA base methylation
Cellular component (GO): nucleolus
Molecular function (GO): methyltransferase activity
Source: RefSeq, a predicted model, not a curated record